GCUCCAACACCUGGCUGGUUCCGGAGACGCGCGGCGCCAUCGUCCAGGGAGGUUACGGCCACACCAGCGUCUACGACCCGAUAACGAAGUCUGCGUAUGUGCACGGAGGGUACAAGGCCCUGCCGGGGAACAAGUACGGCCUGGUGGAUGACUUGUACCGGUACGAGGUGAACGCCCGGACAUGGAUGAUACUGAAGGAGAGCGGACUGUCGCGGUACCUGCACUCGGCGGUUGUCAUCAGCGGCGCCAUGUUGGUAUUUGGUGGAAACACUCACAAUGACACAUCACUCAGUAACGGCGCCAAAUGCUUCUCAGCGGACUUCCUGGCUUACGACAUCGCUUGCGAUGAAUGGAAAGUUCUACAGAAGCCCAACCUGCAUCGAGAUGUGAAUCGUUUUGGCCAUUCAGCGGUCGUUAGUAAUGGGUCCAUGUACAUAUUCGGGGGAUUCUCCAGCGUCCUCCUGAACGACAUCUUAGUGUACAAACCUCCGAGCUGCGAGGCUUUCCGCACCCAGGAGCAGUGCAUCGGCGCCGUACAGGGGAUCAGCUGUCUGUGGGACCGCGACCACUGCGUCUCCUGGGAGACCGCGCACGCCGCCAGCAGCAGCCCCAUCCGUGCUCAUUGCCCAAACAAGUCUGCGCUGGCCGAGGACCGCUGCUACAAGAACACGGACUGCGCCAGCUGCACCGCCAACACCAACGGCUGCCAAUGGUGCGACGACAAGAAGUGCGUGUCCCUGAGCAGCAACUGCAGCGUGUCUGUGAAGAAUUAUAUGAAGUGUUAUGUGAGGAACGAGCAGAUCUGCAACAAGCUGACCAGCUGCAAGAGCUGCUCACUGAACCUGAACUGCCAAUGGGACCAACGCCAACAGGAGUGCCAAGCUCUGCCCGCCCAUCUGUGCGGAGAGGGGUGGAGCCACGUCGGCGAGGCCUGCCUGCGCAUCAACUCCAGCCGAGACAGCUACGACAACGCCAGAGUGUACUGCCACAACCUGAGCGGGAGCCUGGCUUCCCUCACCACCCCAAAAGAAGUGGAAUUUCUCCUGGAUGAAAUGCAGAAGUACANNNUGCAGAAGCUGUCGCCCUGGGUGGGUCUACGGAAGAUCAACGUGUCGUACUGGGGCUGGGAGGACAUGUGCCCGUUCACCAACACCACCCUCCAGUGGCUUCCGGGGGAGCCGAGCGACUCCGGCUUCUGCGCUUAUUUGGCGAGGGCCGAGGUGGCGGGACUGAAGGCCAACCCGUGCACGGCCAUGACGGAAGGCCUGGUGUGUGAGAAGCCAGUUGUCAGCCCCAAUCAGAACGCUCGGCCCUGCAAGCUGCCCUGCUCCCUGAGGAACUCCUGCUCCAACUGCACCAGCAACGGCAUGGAGUGUAUGUGGUGCAGCAACACCCGGCGCUGCGUGGACUCCAAUGCUUACAUCAUCUCCUUCCCUUACGGCCAAUGCCUGGAGUGGCAGACCAACACCUGCUCCCCGCAAAACUGUUCGGGGUUCCGCACCUGCGCACAGUGCCUGGAGCACCCCGGCUGCGGGUGGUGUAACGAUCCCUCCAAUACCGGGAAGGGCCAAUGCAUCGAAGGCUCGUCCAGGGGUCCCAUGAAGCCGCAGGGGAGGCACUCCAGUGAGAUGGUCCUGGAUACCGGCCUGUGUCCCCGGGACAAGAACUACGAGUGGUCGUUUAUACACUGCCCAGCCUGCCAGUGUAACGGGCACAGCACAUGCAUCAACAACAACGUGUGUGAGCAAUGCAAGAACCUGACAACGGGCAAACACUGCGAGACCUGCAUGCCCGGCUACCACGGCAACCCCACCAAUGGCGGCGAGUGUGAAGAUUGGAUGAGUCUGCGAACACAUUGCAGCCCGGCGAUCCAAAGCGACGCGCACGGGCGGCCAGCAGUACCGACUCCCGUCACGCUCUGCCCGUCACAUCUGCCCGUCCAGGAGCAGCCCGAGGAAGUGAUUGGCUGCCAGAGAGACCUUGCCCCACCCCCAAUCCAUGGAGAUCACUGGUCUAAUGACGUAGGAGCGCAGAGAGAGCGCGCACGGAGCCUGAGCACACAGGACACGACUUCCGGGGCGUUUUUUGGGCGGGUUUCAGCACACACCGAGCUGGGGGUGGGGCUUCGGCAGAAUGGGGCAGAGCUUCGGCAGGACUGGGAGGCGGAGCUUCGGCAGGCUGGGGAUGCCUCACCCAGCCCAGAAGGCACGUCACGGAUGCACACUCAGGAGCUGAGAGACACCGUAGGGUCCAGUUAUAAACGCUUAUUUCCUGUGCUCCUCGGCUCCCUCUAG
Molecule: messenger RNA, 2294 nt
Organism: Nanorana parkeri
Lineage: Eukaryota; Metazoa; Chordata; Amphibia; Anura; Dicroglossidae
Product: attractin-like protein 1
Exons: 13
Cellular component (GO): Golgi apparatus
Molecular function (GO): protein binding
Source: RefSeq, a predicted model, not a curated record